AUGAUAUUAUUUUCUUCAUCUGAUGGAAUUAAACAUUUUGGUGAAUUUUAUCUUGCUAAGACAAUUGUUAUUUCAGAAAUGAAUACAGUUGCAUCGAAUAAUUUUGAUCAAAAAUAUUUUGGUGAGAAAGAAGACAAACAAAGAUCAGAUUUAAAUAUUUCAAAAAGAAAACAAAAUGAUAAUCAUUCAUGGAUUGAUCAAGCAUUUUCACCAUAUGAUCUUAUUGAACAAAAUUCUAGAGAAGAUCUUUCAAAUAAAAUAUUACAUACAGUUUUAUAUGGUCAAGUUCAUAAAUUAAAACGACUUAGAAAUACAAAUAAAGAAAGAACCAUUAACAUUCAUCAUCUAAACGAUCGAAAUCACCUGAAAGCUGAACAAAUAACUGCAAAAGAUGAUCAAACAGAUCGACCAUUUUUUUUCUUCGACUUUUUAUUAGAUGCUGGUGGAGAAUGUGAAGAAGCAGCUGUCAAGAAACGAUGUCUUGGCAUUGCUAAACUCAUCUCCAAUCUGAUCGAGAAAAAGAUGAAAAACAUUGUUAUGAUGAAUGUCAUUGAUGGAAAUAUUCCACGUCCAUUACGAUCAUGGGAUGAAGCUGAACUUUAA
This is a messenger RNA of Rotaria sp. Silwood2, 603 nucleotides long. The record is from the annotation of a GenBank genome assembly. Lineage: Eukaryota; Metazoa; Rotifera; Eurotatoria; Philodinida; Philodinidae.